UGAAUAUUUGAGUCAACUUAGACUCUUAAGUGCCACGGUAUACAACAUAACCAACGUGUACGCUAUAUUUAAUCCAAUAAAAAUCUGCACUCUAGUCUAUCUUGUUAUUUCUGCCAUCUAGUUUUAGUUUCUCUAGCCUUCUAGCUUCCUCCAAAUUAAUUGAUAACAGGCAACCCUCCAUCGAUCCAAUUCACAACCCAACCAAUUAGUUGGAGAAAGCAAACAUCGUAACAUAACAUAAUAUGUCAUCAACAAGAUCAUGGGACCAUGAUGAGUGCAUGCGCUACGAUACAGAUGAAGAAAGCUCGAUCUGCGGUUGCGGUUUUAUAGGGUUCAAGAGAAACCAAGUGAUAGAUUGCAGCCUCAGCCAGAGUGAGAUAGAAGAAGAUUCAGAAGAGUUGUUUGAGAUCAAUCUGAAUAAGGAGCCUUUGGCUUUGGAUACAAUAAGAGAAGACUGCGAGAGCACCGUGUUCUCUCUUGACAUUAACAAGGCCAAAGAUGUUGUUUAUGUGGCAGUUGGCAACGACGGAGAUUCAAGCAUGGAAGCUCUUUCAUGGGCCUUGAAGCAUGCCGUGACACCCUCGGCCACCGUUUGUCUCCUACACGUUUUCCCUCAAGUCAACCUCAUCCCAAGUCCAUUGGGAAAAAUUCCAAGGAGUCACGUAAAUCUAGAGUAUGUUAACAUGCACUUGACACAAGAGAGAGGCAAGAGGAAAUUACUCCUUCAAAAGUUCAUUGACCUCUGCGUUGAUUCCAAGGUUAAGGUGGAUAUGAUGCUUAUUGAGGGUGACAACAUUGCUAAAGCCAUCAUGAACCUUAUUGGAAAUCUUAAUAUAAGGAAAUUGGUGGUUGGAAUUGGCAAGUCUAAUUUAAGAAAAUCUAUGAGUAGAAGGCAAAAUGCCAUAGCGGCCAAGGUAUUAAAAAAUGCACAGGAAAGCUGUGACAUAAAAAUCAUAUGCGAAGGAAGAGAAGUGAUCGACCAGAUGAUUUGAUUGCACUUCGUCACGCUCCAUUGACGAUCGGAGUUCAAGAGUUUCACAGGAAAAAGAUGAAUCCCGUGGAUCUGUCCCACUUAAGCAUUUUAUGUCCAGUUCGUUAUGGUUAUUUAGGUUCAUCACCUACAUGAGAUGAGUAAAUAUUAAAUAUGUAUACGAAGGAAAAGGAGGAAGAAGAAGAAGAAAAAGUGCUAGUGAUUAAGUUUGCUCUCAUUAAUAUAUUCUUAGUUUAAUAUAUCAAUUUGUUAGUUCAAAUAUUAUAGGGUUUUUUUUUAUUCAUCAGAAAGUUAAACAAGCAAAACAUAAAGAAACUAGUGGAACCUAGUACUAGUCGAAUAUUAUUACAGGUUUAAAUUAAUACAAGAACGAUGUAAUUGUAUCCUGACACUAUCAUACACCAAUGGUGUGUAUCAAAUUUUUAUAUCUAUGAAAUUAUCUAA
Cajanus cajan (pigeon pea) is the source of this 1435-nucleotide messenger RNA. Its product is annotated as U-box domain-containing protein 33. NCBI's taxonomy places the organism in Eukaryota, Viridiplantae, Streptophyta, Magnoliopsida, Fabales, Fabaceae. The record is from RefSeq and is a predicted model, not a curated record.